Messenger RNA from Colossoma macropomum (tambaqui), 1741 nucleotides. RefSeq lists its product as uncharacterized. The transcript is spliced from 11 exons. The coding region runs from base 91 to 1059 and encodes 322 amino acids. The record is from RefSeq and is a predicted model, not a curated record. Lineage: Eukaryota; Metazoa; Chordata; Actinopteri; Characiformes; Serrasalmidae.
AGCAUGCUAACAUGCUAACCUCCUACCAAGCACUCUCUGACUUCAGAACAGAGCACAGAGGACCGGCUGCAUCCUUUGUUCAGCUCUACAAUGUUUGCCUUCGUUCUUUCACUAAUGAUCUGUGUGUCUUGGUUAACUCAGGCUCAAGUGUCCCUCACAGGUGAAAAAUUCCAACCAGCAAAGAUUUAUGGAGAGAAGACUUUUAAAGAGGGAGGAAAACUGCAAAUCAAAUGUAGCACGUUUGGUGCUGUGAACGAUAGUGAGGAAGUUUUUAAUUAUCUUUGCAAAAAUGGCAUUGGAAUAGAGAUGAAAAAAUCAAGGGAUCGGGAUGUUAUUUUUACUAUAGAUGGAAUAACAAAGGACUUUACAGGCAAUUACAGUUGUGUCUACUCAGAGAAGGAAUACGAUGUUAAAGAAGCAAGAGGACAAGACUUCGAAUCCAUCUUCAUUACGGUGAACGAUUCUUUCAUCCCUGCAAUUAUAACCUUGCCCGAGAUAAGCGUGAAGGAAGGAACUGAUGUGGAUUUCAAGUGUACCUCUUCGAAAUUACCUGACAAUGAUCAGAACAACAAUUAUGCCUAUCUGUGCAAGAAUGGAACUGUUAUUCAGGUGAACAUCUGGAAUACAGAGAAGAUGGAGGCAAUCUUUACCCUAAAAGAAGUCAGUAAGAGAGAUGCUGGAUCAUAUACCUGUGGUCUGAUGGCAGAUAUCCAGCCUAUACCGAAAACGAGAUUGCAUGGAAUUAAUAAAGCAAGCCUUCAUGUUACUGAAAACGUGAAUGACACAGUAAGAAUUGUGGUGGGCUGUUCUGUCGCGCUCCUGCUUGUUCUUUGUUGUCUGGGCCUUUAUGGAGUCAUUGAAAAGCAAGGAUGGUGCAGAUGCCACAGUGAAAGAUCGACUGAACAUGGGGCUGAAGCAAGAGGAGGAGAACAUAUUUUAUACACAGAUGUAACGCAAAACCAGCCCAGCAGAGCUGUAGAGUGGGAUGAUUUCUCUGACAACAGUGAGGACGAUCAUGGAUCAAAUGAGGAUUUAUAUCAGGUGUGUGAAGAUGUGUAGAAAACCCUGCCAGCAGUGAUAUCUAUCUUCAGAAGACUACAAAGCCCAAACAGAGACGUUAAUUUUUUCACAUUUUAUGACUACAUUUAUUUUUUUUUUCACACUGCUAAAAUGGCCUACAUGCACACUAGUGUAAACUCUUAGUCAAAGCGAAGGCUCCAAUUUAUUCCACAAUCUUUUGUAAAUCUUGCUUUAAAAUGGAAUAUGUUGGCUUGCAAACAAAUUAUAUGGGUAAAAACAUUAGCUCUUUGUUGAUAACCGUUCCUUUCAUUUAGCAGUUUUUAAUUCCACAUGUAACACAUCUGAUUGAGGUGAUCAAGCCUUCAGAAACAUUUGAAUGUAAGAAUUGAGUAGAUCUGAUCAGAACUGCAAUAAAGCUCUGCAGGAGAACCACCAGGAGCAUGGUUGGGGGUCCUGGUGAUAAGAUUAAACUACUACUGCACACAUUUAGUCGAACACUUUCAUUCUGUGUUAAUGAACAUAUUACUGGUCAUUAUCUCUUGAAAAACAAAAUGUUGAUUUUUUCAUGUUAAUGUUUACAAAGUUAGUGUAACUUUUAGAGUGUAGUGUAACCUGGUUCUUGAUGGUGAAAGACACCAAAAUUUACAGCUGUCAUUUUUCAGCAGCAAUGCUGAUAAAGUAUGUCUGAAAAAUAAAUACACAGUACUGUGCAAAAGUCAAA